Messenger RNA from Andrographis paniculata, 2964 nucleotides. Its product is annotated as protein CHUP1, chloroplastic-like. The record is from RefSeq and is a predicted model, not a curated record. Gene Ontology annotation, cellular component: chloroplast outer membrane. Lineage: Eukaryota; Viridiplantae; Streptophyta; Magnoliopsida; Lamiales; Acanthaceae. Gene Ontology annotation, biological process: chloroplast organization. Bases 239 to 2623 code for a protein of 794 amino acids. The transcript has 7 exons.
AUCACAAACUCUGAAAACUUGGUCCAAUCAGCAAGACUUGACAUGAAUUAACAAUUCAUGGUUGGAUUUAAACCUCAUUAUUUAUUGUUCGUUCUCUGCAAGGUUUUAAAGAAAGCCUCCUUGCUUUCAAGGUGGCUACAGUGAUCUUGUAAGCAUUCUUGUUUAUGCUCGGGAGUGGAUUUUUAGUUUGCUGUGUUGAUGUCAUUGGUUUGCUGAGUAUUUCAGGAUUUUGUUCACAAUGAGGGAAGAAAUCUCAUCCGAGAGCAGAGUGAAACCUGCAAAAUAUGCUGAUCAAAAUCAGGCAGCCAAAGAAAACAUUCACAGCAGUGUUAAGGUGAGCAGCAAUUUUUCGAGAAUGAAGUCGUCAUGGGGCUCUCACAUUGUGAAAGGCUUCUCGGCUGCGGAUAGGAAGACCAAAACCAGAGUGUUGCAGAACACAGCUCACGUCGUCAAGAAGCCGCCGAUCACCAACUCCGAUGCAGCUGCGCAUCAGAAGAAUCAGACAACGGUGUCGAAUUCGAGGACCAAGAGGUCUCUUAUCGGCGAUCUUGCCUGCUCGAUUAACGCUGCCCAAGUUCAUCCACAAGCUGUUCAGAGUCACAACAAGACAAAGUCCAUAAAUUCUUCUCAGGAUUUGUUUCAGGAAAUCGAUCAUUUGAGGAGUCUGCUGCAGGAAUCAAAAGACAGGGAGCUUAAACUGCAAGCUGAGUUGUCGGAGUGUAAGAGAAACCCGAAGGUGUUGGAGCUUGAAAAGGAUCUUGAAUUGAAAAAGAGUGAGAUUGAUGGCCUUCUCAAGAGAGUGGAAUCUCUGGAAAGCGAAAAGGCCAACCUUUCUGGACAAGUAGUUUCUUUGGCUGCUGUCAUGGGGAAACAAGAUGAGGCAUUGGAAAGUGAUGCAUUUGCUAAUGCAGAUAUGGAAGUUGUAGAGCUGAGGCGGCUGAACAAAGAGCUGCAGCUUCAAAAGAGAAAUCUGGCUUGCAGGAUUUCUUCCUUGGAAUCCCAAUUAACCACCCUGGCCAAAUUUUCUGAGAGUGACAGUGUAGAGAAGAUUAAAGCUGAAGCCUCUAUGUUGAGGGAUACAAAUCAAGAUUUGUGCAAACAGGUGGAAGGCCUUCAAAUGAGUAGGAUGAAUGAAGUUGAGGAGCUUGCUUAUCUGAGAUGGGUUAAUUCGUGUCUGCGGGACGAGCUGAGAAGUUGCUCUACCAUGAAUCCUGAUCCUGAUUCUGUUGAAAAGAGUAGAGAAUCCAUUUCCUUUUCACCUUUUAACAAUGAGGAAGAGCAUAAUGAUACUGCUAGAAAAAGGUUGUUUCUUGUCAAGAAGUUCAAGAAGUGGCCCAUCACUGAUGAAGACCUGCAACAAAUGAAAUACACAGACACUCUACUCAAUCGUAAUUGGGAUGAUCCACACAGCACAUCACGGAGGCACUCUAUAAGUGGAGCAAACUGUUGUCCUGAAGAGUUGGCUACUUACAGGAAAAGGCAGUCUGAUAGUUUUGUAUGCUCCAAGGAAGCAGAGAAGAGAGUAGAGGUAUUAGUUUCAGAAAAAUAUGACUUGGAAGUGAGCAACAGGUCCCUUGUAUAUAGCAAUUGUCAGGAGGUUUGUAGACUGACGGGCUCUCUCGAUGUUGUUGAGAAGAGGGCCUUAAGGAUUCCUAAUCCCCCACCAAGGCCUUCAUGCACUGGUUUAAGCGUCCUGAAAGAAGAAACUUCUGUUCAAACUGUACCACCCGCACCGGCUCUUCCUCCCCCACCGCCACCUCCACCACCACCUCCAAAGUUAACGGCUAGACGCUCAACUGGUGUUGUGCAGAGAGCUCCACAAGUUGUUGAAUUUUAUCACUCACUCAUGAAGAGGGAAUCCAGGAAAGACUCCUUGAAUCCUGGGGCAACAGAUACAUCGGAUGUUGCAAAUGUUCAUAGUAGCAUGAUUGGCGAAAUUGAGAAUCGAUCAUCUCAUUUGCUUGCGAUAAAGAUGGAUGUUGAAAUCCAAGGAGAAUUUGUCAACUCCCUUAUAAGAGAGGUCAAUAAUGCAGUUUACCAAGACAUCGAAGAUGUGGUUGCGUUCGUGAAAUGGCUUGAUGAUGAACUCUGCUUUCUUGUGGAUGAAAGGGCUGUUCUGAAGCACUUUGCGUGGCCAGAAAAGAAAUCUGACACAUUAAGAGAAGCUGCAUUUGGGUAUAGAGAUGUAAAGAAGUUGGAGCAGGAAAUCUCGAACUACACCGAUGAUCCUUGUUUGCAAUCCGAUGUUGCAUUAAAGAAAAUGGCAGCUUUGUCUGAGAGGAUGGAGCGCACCGUGCAUGAUAUCCUCCGAGCAAGAGACGCAUUGAUGAGAAACUGCAAGGAGUUCAAUAUACCUACAGACUGGAUGCUGGACAUGGGAAUAUUAAGCAAGAUAAAGUUUGGUUCAGUCAAACUGGCUAAAAUGUACAUGAAGAGGGUGGCCAUGGAACUUCAGUCUAAGGGGACUUCAGACAAGGAUUCUUCCUUGGAUUAUAUGUUGCUACAGGGAGUGAGAUUCGCCUUCCGCAUUCAUCAGUUUGCUGGGGGGUUUGAUGCAGAAACAAUGCAUGCAUUUGAAGAGCUUCGAGACCUUGCCAUGGCCCUGAACAAGAGUAGGGACUGAAGUGGAUAAAGAGGCCAGAGGGAAAGGACCUGAGUUUGCUCAGGUCAGAAGUUUUGAUGAAUCUUGGUAUUGGCUUACCACCUCAGUGAGCAUCAAAAUUGGUUCGGAGAGAAAUAUUGUAUUAUGGAUUUGUAAGGAAAAUUUGUUACCAAAAAAAUAUUGUAUUAUGGAUUUGUAAGGAAAAUUUGUUUCCAAAUAAAUAGUGAAAGGACCCGAGGACCUGAGUUAAGCAACUUCAUUAACUUUCCACCUAUUUUGCAGAGUAGAAGUUCAAAUAUAUAAACUAGUUUGUUAAAAAAUUCAGAGAUAUUGUAGCCAUCAUCAAUAAUCUUGUGUAAGAA